Arachis ipaensis is the source of this 1414-nucleotide messenger RNA. Its product is annotated as putative UDP-rhamnose:rhamnosyltransferase 1. Gene Ontology annotation, molecular function: UDP-glucosyltransferase activity. The record is from RefSeq and is a predicted model, not a curated record. NCBI's taxonomy places the organism in Eukaryota, Viridiplantae, Streptophyta, Magnoliopsida, Fabales, Fabaceae.
AAACAUAAACUCUAGUGUGAUUAACUCUUACCAAACAAAAGAUCAUUAUUAUCACCAUGCUUGACCAACCCAAGAAGCUUCACAUUGCUAUGUUUCCAUGGCUUGCUUUUGGUCACAUAAUUCCAUUCUAUGAGCUUGCAAAACUCAUAGCUCAAAAGGGUCACAAAGUUUCAUUCAUUUCCACACCUACAAACAUCAAACGCCUCCCUAAACUACCUUCAAAUUUGCAACCUUUUUUGGAGUUCAUAGAACUUCCAUUGCCCCAGGUAGAAAAUCUCCCUCAAAAUGCAGAAUCAACUUUGGAUGUUCCACACCACAUAGUACCAUACCUUAAGAAAGCUUUUGAUGGUCUUCAAGGACCUUUGACUAAGUUUCUAGAGAGUUCCACUCCUCAUUGGCUCUUAUAUGACUUUGCACCUUUUUGGUUACCACCAAUAUGUUCUAACCUUGGUAUCUCAUGCAUUUUCUUUUCUAUCUUUUGUGCAUUUGUUAAAUAUUACAUUUUGGAUUCCGUUCUAAUAAGGGCACAUAGCAACUCCAUUGAAGAAAUAGCUAAGCCUGUGUAUGACUUCAUAAGUCAACAAAAUGAAUCUGGGGUCACAGAUGCAUUCAGACUCCAAGAAAUUGUCGUCGGAGCCGCCGCCGUCGCUAUAAGAAGUUGCACGGAGGUUGAAGGUGAGUCUCUAAAGAAUCUUGAACGUGUAUGCAAGAAACCAAUUAUACCGGUUGGAUUAUUGCCACCUUCACCACAAAGUAAUGAUGAAGACAAGGAUGAAAAUUGGCCCAAAAUUCUUAAGUGGUUAGAUAAACAAGAAAAAGGGUCAGUGAUUUAUGUAGCAUUUGGAAGUGAGGUUAAACUAAGUGAUGAAGAAUUCAAUGAGAUAGCUAUGGGAUUAGAAUUAUCUAAUUGUCCAUUUUUUUGGGCUCUAAAACGGAAAAAUAGUCCUAAUAACGAACCAAUGAAGACAAAUAAUAAACGUGGAAUUAUAUGGAAUAAUUGGGUACCACAAUUAAAAAUAUUAGCACAUAAGUCUAUUGGAGGGUUUUUGAGUCAUUGUGGUUGGAGUUCCAUAAUAGAGUCUCUUGAAUUUGGUUGUCCACUUAUUUUAUUGCCCUUCUCAAGGGAGCAAGAGUUGAAUGCUAUGGUUGCGGAAGGAAUAAAAGUAGGGAUAAAAGUGGAAAGAAAUGAAGAUGAUGGAAAAUUCACAAGAUAUUCUAUAGCCAAGGCAUUGAGAACUAUGAUGUUGGAAGAGGAAGGAAAGAGUUGUAGAAGCCAUGCAGAGGAGAAGAAGGUCAAGAUAUUUGGGAAGAAGGAGCUGCAUCAAAAGUACAUAGAUGACUUUAUUGAUUUUAUGGAAAUCCAUAGGCCUAACAUUAAUUAGGGGCUAGCACUCCAUUUCUAAUAUGUCUUAAU